Molecule: messenger RNA, 349 nt
Organism: Funneliformis mosseae
Lineage: Eukaryota; Fungi; Glomeromycota; Glomeromycetes; Glomerales; Glomeraceae
Source: the annotation of a GenBank genome assembly
AUGGGCAAUAUAUUUGGGGAGGGAAUUCAAUUUCGUGAAGGAAAACCAAUUCAACUUUUAAAAUACGUAGAGGAUUCUGAUAAACAUGGAGAAAUUAUAUUAUGUGAAGAGGCUUUAGAUAUAGUUAGAAAAAUUGAUGAACCAGUCUCUGUCAUUGCUGUUGUUGGAUCGUAUCGUAAAGGGAAAUCGUGGUUCGCGAAUGUGCUACACGGUAGAUGUGACGGAUUUGAGUUAGGUUCAAAGACCGAAGGAUGUACACGAGGAAUUUAUAUGUGGAAUGAACCAUUUUUUCACAAAGGAAAAAGGAUAAUUGUAUUGGAUUGUGAAGGAAUUGAUGAUCCAAAACAAA